UCAUAUUAAAGCGCAUACCGGCAGUGUAGAGUCGUUAGAUGCGCAAGCUAAAUCGUUUUAGGGCUAGCAUAUUGCUAAAAAAUACUAUCUAUACCUAGACAGUGGUGACAGAAAACACUAUAUAGUUAUUGUAUUAUAUAUUGUAACUAUGAUGAAAGAUAGUUUGAACGUAAAUGUAUUUAUGUAAAUGUUUUUAAACACAGCUAACGUUACAGUUAGCUUGCUAGCUACAUGCGGAGUGGACAGAAUCCACUGCGACUUAACCACGUUCUUUGCGUGCAUUAAAUACCUGUCGGUUGCCAGAGAACACUUAAGUUACCUAGGUGCUGAUCAUCGGAAACAUGGUCAUGAAGUGUCAUUACGAGAUCUUGGGUGUUCGAAGGGAUGCUACGGACGACGAUCUGAAAAAGGCCUAUCGCAAAUUAGCUUUGAAAUGGCAUCCAGAUAAGAACUUGGACAGUUCUGAAGAAGCAGCAGAGCAGUUUAAAUUGAUCCAGGCUGCCUAUGACGUCCUGAGUGACCCACAGGAAAGAGCCUGGUAUGAUAACCACCGGGACGCGCUGUUGAAGGGUGGAGUCAGCGGGGAGUAUGCAGAUGACAGCAUCGACCUGCUGCAGUACUUCACCGUCACCUGUUACUCUGGGUUUGGAGAUGACGAGAAGGGUUUUUACAUGGUAUACAGGAACCUGUUUGAAUCCAUAGUGAAGGAGGAAAUGGACCACAGCAAGGGGGAGGAUGAGGAAGAGGACCAGUUCCCCACGUUUGGAGACUCUCAGAGUGACUAUGACACGGUGGUGCACCUCUUCUACGGCUACUGGCAGAGCUUCUGCACUCGCAAGAACUUUGCGUGGAAGGAGGAGUACGACACGCGGCAGGCCUCCAACCGCUGGGAGAAGCGCGCCAUGGAGAAGGAGAACAAGCGGACGCGGGAGAAGGCCAGGAAGGAGCGCGGCGAGCUGGUGCGGCAGCUGGUGGCCUUCGUGCGCAAGAGGGACCGGAGGGUCCAGGCCCACAAGAAGCUGGUGGAGGAGCAGAACGCCGAGAAGGCCAAGAAGGUGGAGGAGCUGAGGAGGAAGCAGAAACUCCACCAGGCCAAGCUGGCUGAGGACUACCAGGAGCAGAGCUGGGCCGCCAUGUCGGAGCUGGAGAAGGAGCUCCAGCAGAUGGAGGCGCAGUACGGGCAGGAGUUCGGAGACGCGUCAGAAAGUGAAGAAGAAGACACGGACGUGUUGGACGCGUUGGACGUGAUGGACGGAGGAGACCAGAGUGGAGGAGACGUGGCAGAGGAUCUCCUGGAGUAUUACGAUGACCUCUACUGUCCGGCGUGUGACAAGUCCUUUAAAACGGAUAAAGCUAUGAAAAAUCACGGGAAGUCCAAAAAGCACAGGGAAAUGGUGGCGUUGCUGCGGCAACAGCUUGAAGCAGAGGAGUUGAGUUUGAAUCCGAACUCUGGAGACGCAGUUGAUAAAGAAGAAGAAGAAGAGGAGGAUGAGGAGGAGGGGGAAGAUAAUACAGGGCAGGGGGAGGCUCAAAGACAAAAGCUAUCUAAAAAGCAGAAAAAGAAAAAAAGACAACAGAAAGUAGUGAAUAGCGCCCCAGAGCAGCCAGUGGAGGAGUCUGUCGUUCCCGCCCCUGCGGAUCCACAGUGCGGCCCCGAGGACCCUCCGCCAGAGCAGUCGGGCAGCGGUGAGGACGCGCCCUGUGCCCAGUCUCCCCCGGAACAGUCCUGUGACCAGCACACCGAAGACAAGGUGCAGGAAGAGCAUCCACCCACAGAACCAAAGAGCUCCGGAAAGACGAAAGCAAAGAAGAGUGUGAUGAAAAAAGGCAGUAAGCCCCAGGGAGGUUUGGACCAAGUGCCGGAGGAAGCGGGCCUACGCUGCGUGGCGUGCCAGUUUGAGUUUCCCACCAGGAACAAACUGUUUGACCACCUAAAGACGACGGGACACGCCACAGCGCUAACGUCCGCCAGACCUGCAGCGGCCAAAGGGAAGAAGGACAAGAAGAAGAGCAGAUAACCUUUCCAGAAUUAGCCGGCGCAGAGACUUUUUACGCUCUGGAAUUUUAAACGCAUGGCUGAAAAUGUCUCCAGUUACAGAGAAUAUACUGCAGAAUAUACUAUGUAUGUGGCGGGAAAAGGUUUAAAUUAAAUCUGGAACAUUCUCAUGCAGUUGUUCUUCUUGUUGUUCCUCUUCAGUUUCAGGUAAAGGAAAAAUGAUUUACUUUACACUCUGGGUGAGCGGUUAUCAGUUCUUGUCGGUUCCUUCUCCAAGACUAUUAAUAGUCUCACUACUGAACUGACACAGUAUUGCUUUUGGUAGCAGAAUCCUAGCAUAAGGCUCUGUAUGACAUAUGCACAAGGGGGGAGGGGGGGGGGCAUGAAAACCAUUGGAAACUUUUGAACGUUGUGUCAAAAAUGUCAGUGAAGGAAGGUCAGUGGCUGUGUUGUGUAGCAUUCAAUUGUAUUUAACCGACUACAGGAGAAAUCGCCCGCAUAUAAUGUGCAGUCCAAUGAGUAUGUUAGGCUCUGAUUGUUAUUCUGUGACUACAGCUAUGUAACCAGUAAAGGUUAUUUAUUUUUUAUUUUU
This is a messenger RNA of Conger conger (European conger), 2588 nucleotides long. It is a transcript of the gene dnajc21, whose product is annotated as DnaJ heat shock protein family (Hsp40) member C21. Gene Ontology annotation, cellular component: cytoplasm. Gene Ontology annotation, molecular function: nucleic acid binding; zinc ion binding. The coding region runs from base 342 to 2018 and encodes 558 amino acids. The record is from RefSeq and is a predicted model, not a curated record. NCBI's taxonomy places the organism in Eukaryota, Metazoa, Chordata, Actinopteri, Anguilliformes, Congridae. The transcript has 12 exons.